Molecule: messenger RNA, 2286 nt
Organism: Lucilia sericata (common green bottle fly)
Lineage: Eukaryota; Metazoa; Arthropoda; Insecta; Diptera; Calliphoridae
Product: putative fatty acyl-CoA reductase CG5065
Exons: 7
Coding region: 580-2160 (526 amino acids)
Biological process (GO): long-chain fatty-acyl-CoA metabolic process
Cellular component (GO): peroxisome
Molecular function (GO): alcohol-forming very long-chain fatty acyl-CoA reductase (NADP+) activity
Source: RefSeq, a predicted model, not a curated record
UUAACGUCAACUUGAGUAUAACGCGCUUAAGGUCGGCUUAUUUGGUGCUAAAUACAAAGUAUUAAAAUUUGGUAGUAGUACUAAGGGAAAAAAAGAGUGAUCAAAACUAAAUAAAAAUAAUAAUUCCUAAAACUUAUGUAAAAACUAAAGUGAAUAAACAUAAACAGCAAUUGCAAAUAAAAAAUAAUAAACCAAAAAAAAAAAAAAACAAAAAUAAAAAAUAGUGUGUUUAGGAAGUGAGUUUUUAAAUUAAAUAUUGACAUACAACAUUUUUUUUACAAUUAAGUGUUAAUAGCUUAAAUACACGCAUCUUUUUCGAAAAAAGCUGGAUAAAGAAAUGACUUUGAGAAAUUAAAAAAAAAACACACACACACACAAAAAUCAAGCGUUAAGCAUUCAUAAGUUUAAAUAAAAUAUUUAACUAUUUUUCAAUAUUUAUUUAGUUAAAUUUUUACAUAAAUUAACUAAAAACAAUUGCAUUAUUAUAAUUGUGAAUAUACCUCAGAGAAAAAAAUUAAACUAUCUUAACUGCUAGAGAUACUAGAUUUUUCCCCGACUUUUGUUUACACGUUUAACAUUAUGGAAGUUCUACAUGCGGAGGGUGAAAGUGAUAAGUCCCAAGUGGCAGCCUGGUAUGCGGGGAAAAAUAUUUUUAUAACAGGUGCUACUGGUUUUAUGGGCAAGGUGUUGGUAGAAAAAUUACUGCGAAGUUGUCCCGAUAUUAAGAAUAUAUAUUUGCUAAUACGAUCGAAACGUGGACAAACACCAGAAGUACGCAAAGAACAAUAUUUGAAAUGUGUGAUUUUCAACAAAAUUUUGGAGAGUAAUCCAGAUAUAGUGAAAAAAUUGCGCCUAAUUAAAGGCGAUGUAAUGGAAGAUAAACUUGGCAUGAGUGACGAGGAUCGCAAACAUUUAAUUGAUAAUACAGAUGUCAUAUUUCACUGUGCCGCCAACGUACGUUUUGAUCAACCAUUAAGGCCCAUGAUACAAAUGAAUGUUAUGGGAACAUUAAAAGUAUUAGAAUUGGCUAGGAAAAUGUUAAACUUAAAAGUAUUUGUACAUGUCUCAACAUCCUAUUGCCAGUGCAACGAAAGCAUUUUGGAAGAAAGAGCGUAUCCAGCACCGCAGAAUCCUUAUGAAAUUAUUGAAAUGUUAAAGACUAUGGAUGACAAAGCUUUAGCUGAAAUUACCCCUAAACUUUUAAAUGGACUGCCAAAUACUUAUGCUUACAGUAAAGCAUUAACUGAAGAUUUAAUUAGCAGAUAUGAACUUAAAUUACCGACUAUAAUUACUAGACCAUCAAUUGUUACUGCUGCAUUAAAAGAACCUCUCCCCGGAUGGAUUGAAGGCGUAAAUGGUCCAACAGGUCUUAUGAUAGGUGCCGCACGAGGUGUUAUACGUUCUAUGCAUUGCAAUCCAGAUUAUUCGUCAACUGUUAUACCAGUCGAUAAGGCCAUAAAUGGAAUGAUUGUUGCCGCUUACCAUCGUGCUCAACUGCCAACGAAAAAUGUCGAAUUUUGUAAUUUGUGCAUAAAUAGCAAGGCCCUUUAUUCGUGGGGAGAAUGUAUUGACACGGGAAAACGUCUUUUCUAUGAAACACCAUUGAGCUUUGGUCUCUGGUAUCCGGAUGGAUCGAUUAAAAAAAAUUAUUAUCAUCACAUGUUUUGUGUUAUAUUCUUUCACUAUUUACCAGCUUAUUUUAUAGAUUUUUUAUUACUGCUAAUGGGACGUAAACGUUUUUUAGUACGUGUACAAAACAAAAUAUCGACUGGUCUGGAACUGUUACAAUAUUACACAACGAAGGAAUGGGAGUUUAAGAGUGAAAAAUUCCAACAACUGCAAACGAAACUUAAUCGUAUAGAUCAGGAAAUUUUCGAUACCGACACCUCACAAGUAAAUUGGGAGGCUUAUAUACGCACCUAUAUAAUGGGUAUGCGCACUUAUAUAUUGGGCGAAAGUGAAGCCACCAUACCACAAGCGAAAAAGUUUUUACGUCGUCUAUAUAUCUUAGAUCGUUUAGUAACUUUUAUGUUUUAUGGUUUGAUAUUUUGGUUUUUGUGGACCCAUUUGGAUGGUUUUAUAGAAAGCAGUGAUGUUCUUAUACAGAAAACAUUGAAAACGAUUUAUAGUUAUAGUCAUAACAAAACAAUUGAAUUAUAAUUGUGAAUAACAUUCAAACAAAUUUAAUUUUAAACUCUUUUUUUCACAUGUUUAGGUUAAGUUAAUAAAAUAAUAAUAAUUUCUAUAAUAAAAAAAUAUAAGCCAACUUAUUACUUAAUUAAUAUA